Molecule: messenger RNA, 1551 nt
Organism: Episyrphus balteatus (marmalade hoverfly)
Lineage: Eukaryota; Metazoa; Arthropoda; Insecta; Diptera; Syrphidae
Exons: 2
Coding region: 750-1535 (261 amino acids)
Source: RefSeq, a predicted model, not a curated record
UAGAUUAAUUAUAUUGUCGUCUGCUGGAUCUCCUGCGAUAAGGUUUUUACAAACGUUCAGCUAUUAUAAAUGCGUUGCCUUAGAACACUUUCAGAGCUAUGGACAAUUUUAGUCGUAAUCUGAAAAGGCUCCAGAAUGGAGUUGGAUCUGACAAUUGGUGGGCCAGACGCCUUUAUAUAAACAAACUCGUGUUUCAUCAUAUCUUGUGAUAACAAUAAUUUAUUCAAGGACGAACUGGAGUGGAUAAAGAAAUAAACCCAAAAAAAAAAGACACCAAAGUUUAUAAUAUUUUUUUUUUAUUCUCCUGUUCCUUAAGGAACUUUUUAGACAACAAAGCAGCACUCGACAUAAUUGCCAAUCGUCAAACCAUCAUCAUUUAAAAAAUAAUUAAAUAACAAAAAACCAAAAUAAUAUUAAUAAAGGACAAGGAUACAGUGUCCUUAAUAAACAAAAAAAUAUACAAAUAUUCAUCUUGUUUGUGGCCAAGAGGCCACCCAUCAUUAAAAUUCAAUAUUAUUUAAUUUUCUAAUUCAAAAUUUAUUUAAUAUGUCACUCAGAGGAGAUAACGUGUUCACCUGACACAAAAUAAAAAAAUUCAAAUAAAUAAAAAGUUAUAUUGCGAAAGUGAUUUAAAUCUUUCUUAAAAAAGAACAUUAAAAAAAAAAUAAAUAAACUUAUUUUUCUUAUUAAUUUAAUUUAAUUUCAUAUUUUUCGAGCAUAAAACGGAAUUUAAAUAAAUAAACUGCCGCAUGUUGGUUCUACGUUCAUCAUCACGGUUAUCGACUACUCACAAAAACUCGACAAAAAGGACAUUACUGCAACUGGACAACAACAAUAACAAUAACUGCCCCCAACAACAAAAACAACUUCUAACGUCUUCUUCUAAAUUAAUUUCGUCCUUAAACUAUUCUAAUAAAAGAAUAUCUAAAAAACAACAACCCAGCAUCCCCACCGUUUUCCAAAGGACUACAACUAUUACAAAGGAACAAACCGAAAACAUCAACUAUAAUAAUCAUCAACAUCUACCACAACAACAACAACAUUUGAACGCUCAAUUUCUAAUUACUACUGUGAUACAAAAACUUCCAUUCUUAAUGAAUGAAAUUCGGACUAAAAAGAAUUUCAGUUCAAUAUUAAAUAAUUGUUCACCGUUUACGAACAAAAAAUACCACACAACACAUCUACUACGUCAUCAGCAGGCCAGUAAAUCGAACAAAGUGUUUUUACGUUACACACCACGCGAUCCACGUCUAAGAUUUAUAAUUAAUAAACACUCUGAAUUAAGUGAAUAUUUAUGUAAUUAUGGCGAAUUAAUUGGCGGCAACGUUAUUUGUAGUAGUGAAAAAAAUUAUAGUAGUAGUAGUAAAAGUAAAAAUAGUAGUUUAAUUUCUUUCAGUGUAUUACCUAGUUUUAGAUCAAAGUUUUCCAAACAAUUACGGCAUGGUGAUAAAAUAUUCAUUAAGAAUUCAUCAUUUAUUCAUGGUGAAUGCAAGAAGAAAAACAACAACAAGAAAUUACUUAAAAGUAUUUAUUAAUUAAACAAAAUAAAAA